Molecule: messenger RNA, 1362 nt
Organism: Carassius auratus (goldfish)
Lineage: Eukaryota; Metazoa; Chordata; Actinopteri; Cypriniformes; Cyprinidae
Product: sodium/potassium-transporting ATPase subunit beta-2
Exons: 7
Coding region: 201-1070 (289 amino acids)
Biological process (GO): sodium ion export across plasma membrane; potassium ion import across plasma membrane; intracellular potassium ion homeostasis
Cellular component (GO): sodium:potassium-exchanging ATPase complex
Molecular function (GO): ATPase activator activity
Source: RefSeq, a predicted model, not a curated record
UGCGCGUGCGCUCAGCGCGCUUUUACCGCAGUAUCUCUGGAUUAGUGCGCGCGCUGCAGCACUCCGCUCGGUUCUCAAACGGGAAGAACGAGAACAUCCGACCCACCGGGCAGUGAAGACGCGUCGGCUCGCAUCCACCAGCACGAGCCGUUUCACUGCGCUUAUUUAACGCGGUUAUAAAAGCGGCGCGCACCGGAGACAUGGCCAAAGACGACGAGAAGAAGGAAACCGGGGAAUGGAAGGAAUUCUUCUGGAACCCGCGGACGCACGAGCUGCUCGGUAGAACGGCGAGCAGCUGGGGUCUGAUCCUGUUGUUCUAUCUGAUCUUCUACACAUUUCUGGCUGGCAUGUUCUGUCUCACCAUGUAUGUGAUGCUACUGACGCUAGAUGAUUACAAGCCCACUUGGCAGGACCGUCUGGCUACACCAGGUAUGAUGAUUCGGCCGAAAGGUGAUCUUCUAGAAAUCGUGUAUAAUAUGAAGAACACGGAGAGCUGGGACACAUAUGUUCAGGCUCUGGAUAACUUCCUUGCACCUUAUAACGACUCUCAGCAGGUGAUGAAGAACGACGCCUGCGUCCCCGAUGACUACUUCAUCCAGGAGGACAGCGGAGAGGUGCGCAACAACCCCAAACGCUCCUGCCAGUUCAACCGCACCAUGCUGGAAGAAUGUUCCGGACUCAGGGACCACACGUACGGAUACCAGGACGGAAAACCCUGCGUGCUCAUCAAACUCAACCGGGUGAUUGGGCUGAGGCCAGGUGAGAAGGGAAGGUCUCCGUACGUCACCUGUCGAGCAAGGAAGGAAGAUUCAGACAAAAUCGGUCCAAUCACAUACUUCCCUCCAAACGGAUCCUUCAACCUCAUGUACUAUCCCUACUACGGCAAGAGAGCACAGGUGAAUUAUUCUCAGCCCCUGGUGGCUGUGAAGUUCAUGAACAUCACUCUCAACACGGACGUCAAUGUGGAGUGUACGAUCAACUCCAACUCUAACAACACUCAGUUCAAGAUCAGCGAAAGAGACAAGUUCGCCGGCCGCGUGAUCUUCAAGCUGCGCAUCGACACAGAGUAGAGCAACUGCAUCUGCCACACACACACACACACACACACACACACACACACACACACACACACACACACACACAGGAGAUUCAUAUCUCAAAGUGUUCAAUGUAUUCGUCUGUCUCCAUUCUCCUGUCUUCAUGACGGUCUCUGUGUGCAUGUGUGUGUGUGUGUGUGUGUGUGUUUUGAGUACUCUUGACUGUCGUCAUAUCCAGCUGAUAUCGUUCCAAAGUGAAAUCAAGAGAGCAGGAAAAUAUCAUCUCUACAAACAAUCCAGUGAAUCAUCACAAUCACCAAAACCU